AUGGUUGGAGACGAAGAGAAGGCUGUCGUUGAAAAACCUCUCGAACAACAGACUUCCAAGAAUGCUGCUCCAUGGGAGAAUUCCAAUCACCCGCUAUUUCUCCACCAUUCAGACCAGCCAGGCGCCAUGCUCGUUGCGCAGGCCUUGGUGGAAGAUAACUAUACUACAUGGGAACAAUCGAUGCUUAUGGCACUAACCAUCAAGAAUAAGAAGGGUUUCGUCGAUGGAACUCUGGCGAAACCAACUCAUAAUCCUUCCGAGCAACUUCAGUGGGAGAGAUGCAAUACUCUGGUGAAAACGUGGCUGCUAGGAGCCAUGUCGAAAGACAUAUCCAACAGUGUGAUACACUAUAAAGAUGCACGAAGCAUGUGGCUGGAAUUGAAUGAGAGGUUCUCCCAGGUGAACACAGUUGCACUAUUUCAAAUUGAGAGUGCUAUUCAUGGUUGUGAACAAGGAGGUACAUCUGUUACUUCAUUCUUCACCAAACUGAAGGCAUUAUGGGAUGAGAAGGACUCUCUCUGCUCUUUUCCUUCUUGCAGUUGUGAUGCUGCUCUAGAGGUCAAGUCCUUCAUGGAAACUUAG
Rosa rugosa (rugosa rose) is the source of this 582-nucleotide messenger RNA. RefSeq lists its product as uncharacterized. The coding region runs from base 1 to 582 and encodes 193 amino acids. The transcript has a single exon. The record is from RefSeq and is a predicted model, not a curated record. Lineage: Eukaryota; Viridiplantae; Streptophyta; Magnoliopsida; Rosales; Rosaceae.